CUGUUUACGAGCUAUUGCAAAUCGUGGUUGACCUUGCAUCUUUUCUUAGGUUUUCAAACAUAUUUGGUGAAUGAUCUGUUGGAAUUGUUGGACUACAAUAACUCGACACGCGUUCGUCCUGCACGUGUCAAAAAGGUGGUCGGACGAAGAAUUUGUGUUCAUGUGAGAGAGAUUGACUUUGAUGGCGAAGCAGAUGAUGAGGAUCGUCAGGUUGUUAACGUGGACUCUGAGUUCUGGGUAGACCAGUCAAGCUUCUAUGUAUUUCAUGUUGGAUGGGCAUGUUACAAUAACUACGGCUUGGGUUCCACUAAAGAAUACAAGAAGCAUGCCCAAAGGAUAGCCGAUGCCUUAAGCAAGGUGAAGUUAUUCGCAAGAAUUCCAAUUUAUUUCUCGAAUGCGGCGGUGCCUCGUUUUCAGAAUGUAUCGCUUGGCUGGAAAAAAGGAAUGCGCUUUGAGCUAAUGGAUCCACUCGCACAGAUGUUCAAUGAACUACGAGUCGCCAGUGUGCUGGAAGUUCUAAAAGUGAGAGGUCUAGUUUUCCCUUUUCUGUCAAUUUUUUCUACUUCAACGUUUUCUCAUGUUGAAACAGAGUGUAUUCCACUUCACUGCACAAGUCCAUUCAUGUUCCCAGUUGGAUAUGCACGAAAGUACAACAUCCAUUUAGAAGGACCUAACGCAAUCUGGCGCAGUAGCAGCUGCGUAUAUGGAUCACUUCCAAGUGAGUGUUUGUUUCUGCAGAUUGGUGCUAAACUUGAAGCAUCCGAUAUGUGUGAGAAUCACUUGGUCUGUCCCGCAACGGUUGCUGCCCAUAAGGGACGUUUGUUACAAAUUCAUUUCGAUGGUUGGGAGGACUCUUACGACCACUCAAGCGAUAUAUUUCCUCUUGGUUGGUGUGAAAUGCAUGGGUACAAAUUGGAGCCACCAAAGGCCGAAGAAGAGCCGCCGAAAAAGAAGAGAAAGAAAUAG
This is a messenger RNA of Angiostrongylus costaricensis, 966 nucleotides long. NCBI's taxonomy places the organism in Eukaryota, Metazoa, Nematoda, Chromadorea, Rhabditida, Metastrongylidae. The record is from the annotation of a GenBank genome assembly.